GGCGGGGCGGCGGCGGGGGGCGCGGAGGCUUAGCCCGCGAAGGCGGUCGGCGGCGGCUGGAGCGGUCGAGCGGCGGCCGUGUGGGAUGGGAUGGAGCACGGCGGCAGAUAAAGCCACCUGAGUGUGUUAACAAGUUAUAGAACAGCUGUCUUCUCAAACGUGUAAACAGAAAGGAUGUUCUCUACUCCCUUUUUUUAAAUGGGGGCUGCAGCUUGUCUGCUGCUGCAGUGGGAAAGAGAAACCUUUUGAGCAGGGGAAGAAGCUGGAGAGCAGGUUGUGAGCCAUGCCUUUGGUGAAAAGGAACAUUGAACCGCGGCAUCUCUGCCGAGGAGCUCUGCCAGAGGGAAUUACUAGUGAACUGGAAUGUGUAACGAAUAGUACCCUUGCUGCUAUCAUACGCCAGCUAAGCAGCUUAAGCAAACAUGCUGAAGACAUAUUUGGUGAAUUGUUUAAUGAGGCCAACAGCUUCUACAUCAGAGCAAAUUCCCUUCAAGACAGAAUUGAUCGCCUUGCUGUCAAAGUUACCCAGCUGGAUUCGACAGUAGAAGAGGUAUCGUUACAGGAUAUCAACAUGAAAAAAGCAUUUAAGAGCUCAACAAUUCAAGAUCAGCAGGUAGUUUCAAAGAACAGCAUUCCUAACCCUGUGGCUGAUAUUUAUAAUCAGAGUGACAAACCACCACCUCUGAAUAUUCUUUCACCUUACAGGGAUGAUAAGAAAGAUGGAUUGAAGUUCUAUACUGAUCCUUCCUAUUUUUUUGAUCUUUGGAAAGAAAAAAUGUUACAAGAUACUGAAGAUAAGCGAAAAGAAAAGAGGAGACAAAAGGAGCAAAAGCGCAUAGAUGGCACCACCCGUGAGGUGAAAAAGGUUAGAAAAGCCAGGAACAGACGCCAGGAGUGGAAUAUGAUGGCAUAUGACAAAGAGCUUAGACCUGACAACAGGUUGUCUCAAAGUGUGUACCAUGGAGCAUCUUCCGAGGGAUCACUGUCCCCAGAUACUAGGUCCCAUGCAUCUGAUGUUACAGAUUAUUCUUAUCCUGCUACUCCGAAUCAUUCCCUCCAUCAGCAGAUAGCAAUGCCUUCAUACGGAACAGGAGAUGGUCCACAGUACAUGGCAGCAUCCCAAAGCCAUGAGCAUGAAUACAGACCACCUUCCACCACUGUACGACAUGCUACUUUAAACAGACCUCAGCAACCACCUCCACCUCCACCCCAGCCUUCAGAGGGCCAACAUAGCUCAGUACCUGUGGUACCAGCAGAAUAUGGGAUGCUUCCAGCUCAGAUGGUGGAUUAUUACAAUCCCACAGGUCCUCCCCCUCCUCCUCCUCCCCCUAUGAUUCCUUCAGCACAAACGGCAUUUGUUAGUCCCCUCCAGCUUCCUGUGCCACCUUCCCAUUCUGGACUGGUGACUGGCUCUACCUAUGCAGCUACUCAUCCUCCUCCUUCUAGUGGGCUUGUUGUCACUGCUCCUCCUCCUCCCGGCCCACCUCCUCCCCCUCCGGGCCCUCCUGCUGCAGGUUCAUCCCUCUCUUCCUCCCCAAUGCAUGCUCCUCCGGCUGCAGAGGCGAAACGUCACGAACCUGCACAGCCGCCAAUAAGCGAUGCACGGAGCGAUCUUCUUGCUGCCAUUCGAAUGGGAAUCCAGCUGAAGAAGGUGCAGGAACAACGUGAGCAAGAAGCAAAGCGAGAGCCUGUUGGAAAUGAUGUGGCAACCAUCCUUUCAAGACGCAUUGCUGUGGAAUACAGCGAUUCUGAUGAUGAUUCAGAGUUUGAUGAGAACGAUUGGUCAGAUUGAACCUGGUCCAAGCCCAGUGGCAAGUUCAGUAAAUACUUGGCUUCAGUGAUUACUUUCUUAGCAAGAUGUAAAGCAGGACGCUGACAUGUAUUAAGGCUAGUGAUCGAAGUGCUAAAAUUGAGUUGGUAUUAUUCAGAAGGCUGUAGCUUAGCAACUCUGGUAAUGAUGAUGUGAUUAUGCUUAUGCAGAUCAGAAACUUGUCUUACUUUCAGUAUUUACCGCAUAAUACUUAAGUGCCACUAAAUGUAGCAAAUCAUGUGCUGCAUGCAAAAUAUGCUGCAGUUGUUGCACUGUUACAGAACCAGCAUUUUAUUUUACUUUCCUGAUCUUGAAGGGAUAAAAUAUAUUUUUUUGACUUUACAUCUUAUUCUUUUAAUUAUGUAAGCAAUGUAGGUACUUGUGAAUUGGUCUGGUUGUUAGUCUUUGAGGGCAGUUAACUAUAUGACUGAGUGAAGUGUUGAGUUCCAUAAAUAGGACUUUUAGCUUUUUUUAUUAGUUACUGAUUAUGCCCACCUUAGUCUAUUUUUAAUCACUUCUGGGCUUAGGUUUUUUUGCGUAUAGAAUUGUUUUUAUAUAAUCUUUUUUUUUAAUCUUAAAAAUGUAGAAGAUGAUGAAAUGUAUGCUUUGAAGAAGGAAUCCACGUGAUCCAAAAUUACCGUUUUGUGAGCAGACUGGCUAAGUUUCUAACAGCACCAGCUCUGGGUUUGCUGGCUGCUUGUUGGGCAGAGUGCUGGGGAGUCCCUGAUAGGUAGCGGAUUCAUGUCCACAUUUCAAAUGAAAGUUAAAAUACCUGUAGAGGUUUUCAGUUUUGUGGUACAGAUCACCUAGAUGCAAAGACUUCAGGAUAGACCUGAUUGAAGCCAUACGGUUAUUGCAGUGUAGAAAUGUGACUCUCUUAUUACUGAACAUUGGAACAGUCCAGAUCUAGCAAUCAGAUACAUUUCACAAGUAUUAAACUUGGGUUUUAUGCCUGGAGGUAUAAAUGUUUGUAAAUAAGUGUUGUUGUUGGUUUGUACAUGUAUAGUCAUGACAGAUCGUUUUCUGUUUCCUGUAGCACGUUUGCUCAAAACUAUUAUUUUGAAUGUAUUUCUUUUCCAGUACAUCCCGUUGAUAAAACAUUGGCAGUUAAAGCAGUUGUAAUGUCUGUUUAGGUACUAUGCCAUAUAUAUGCACACACUUGUUUUUUCCUUCCCUAGGAAGAGUUGCUGCCAUACAGUCUGCUUUGGCUGUCUGUUUUCUUUAAAAGUAAUAACCUUUUUUUUUUGUACAGUAUUGAAAUGUUUUUUUUGGUUUUUUCUUUCUUCUGGACUGAGAGUCAGGCUGCUGCUUUGCCUAAUGAGGCUUUUUAAAAAUGUAUUCAUAGCGGGGGAAGAGUUCUUUCCUUACCAGAUUACAGUUUUAAUCUUUGUAACUGAAGUCUGUGUAAUUCCAGGUCCGACGUUUGGUAAAGCUCCUUUUUUCCAUGAGACCCUGUCUGUUCUUAAAAAAAGAAAGUAUGUAAAAUAAAAAGAGAAAUGGAAGAUUAUUAUCUAACUUGUGUUUAAACAAUUAACAGGCCUGGAAAUGUAACAGUCUAACACGAUGUUUGCAUGUGAACUAUCGGCUACUGCAUUUGCUGUUUAUUCUGCGUUAUGAGUUUUCAAUCUGCGGUGGCUGUCUUUAUGGUAGGGUGGUAACAUCCUGCCUCGAUGUUGGGGUUAAAAUUUAUCACGUAAAGUAUGACCAAUGUCUGCAUAACGGCGAGCAGCUUCAGCUCUUGGGAACUGGUGGCAGCUGGAGGUACUCAUCUCUGUUGCAGUUGGAGCUGGCUUUGUCUUUGCCUUGAACUACAGAGCUGAAGUCUGCUUUAUUUUGUGUGCUGGAGUCUGGGGUCUGUGUGUCCACCACAGAGGACAGAAUUUAGGCCGUAGCCCGAUGGUGGUUUUCAUCACUGUAUGAGAGAUGACUUAUGCUGUGCUUGCGGAGUGGCUUGCAAAAUGAUUCUUUGGAGGGAGCGGGCUAAAAGCGUAACUGGGACUGCAUCAUUACGUCGCUGUAUAGGUGGGGAGAGUACUCUCAGUAUUCUUUUAAUACAUGCUGAAAAGAAAUAUCUCAGCAGAAAAUUCUUUCCAAUCUAAUGAAAUUUGAUAUGACAGAAGAUAUAUUUUAUGAGCACAGGAGUUGGGUGUGUCUGAAAUUUUGUAAUUUGUGUUAAUUUUAAAUAAUAAGCAUUCAACAAGCAAUCAGUUGUGACCAGUUAAGAUAGUGUAGAUUUUUUCAGUCAUAGUAGCUGACCUGUUUUUCUGAACCUGCAAUGUUGUCAUUUUCCUUUCGAUAUUUUAUUAAUAGAAUGUGAAUUGAAUUUAGUGAUGUAAACUAAUAUUAUUCUAGGCUGUUUUUAUCAGUUUUAUCACACUUUGAGUUGUGAAGAAGUAACAAAUAUGAAUAAAAUCUCACUUUUAAGCCUGUGUUUCUUUCCUUAGAUUAGUAAGAUUUUGCUAUUCUUUAUCCCUUCUUGAUAAAUAACGGAAAUGAAAAUGUAGAGCUCCCAAAUGCUAUCUGUGAUCCCAGGAACCACAAUUUUACUGCGUUGGAGGCUGGAAUCUACAAAACCAGACUCCUUUUAAGGUCCUGCUGCUCCUCCUAACGUGCAUACUUCUUUGUUCUUUUGCAACCUUGAUGCAAGCUCCAAGUUGAAGUUCUUGGCUGGUGUAAACAGGCUUUAAUUUCCCUACACGUAGCUUUAUUCUUUUUUUCAGUGAAAUGCAUUAAACAGCUUUGCUUCCAAAAAGAACAGAACAGAAUGUACGAGUUGUAUUAGCAAGUUCCCUUCCCCACUUUUUUUAAUAAGAACGAGUCUUCGUCAGUUAAUGACACCAAGCACGAUACUGUAAAAUGCAAACCAAUGUCUGCCUACUUGAAAAAUAUUUUUAAUCUUUUAAUUGCAAUCAGGUUAAGACCUGGUAUGGUAACAGGAGAGGCUUUUCAUCAUACUGGGAAGAACUUACAUAAACCAAUUGUGUAAUACAGUAGCCUAAUUGUAAAUUUAAAAGAUUUGUUUAUGCAUCUUAGACUUGGUUGUUUCCUGGGAAAAAAAAUUAAUCUUUACUCUGUUCAACUGAAAAUUCCAGGCCCUCUUGCGCUUGCUUCUUAUUUUGCUGAAAUUUUCCAUCAUUGAUUUGACCUUAACUCAGGUGAUUUAGAGCAAAGACACCAAUAAAAACUGAAUUUAUGAGCUUGCAAUUUGGUUCAAAGGCUGUUUAGUGAAGCAUUUAUAACUGCUCGUUUAUCAGUUGGAGUUAAGACUGAUCACUCGGUGUACCGCUUCUACAGGUUUUAUGGUUGUCUUUUGAAUGUUAAAAAAUAUUUCCAUGCAACUAAACUGGCAUCACUUGAGUUUUUAGGUAUUUUGGAUUUUUCUGUACUAAGAUGAACUGCAUGAAGAAUAAGGGAAAAAAAAAAAUCUUUAUUGUGAGAGAGGUGCAUGCUGUUCAGAACAAGCUCAAAAUUGAGCUCGUUUGUGGUAUGCAAAUGGAGUUGGGAGGAAGGGAAAUUUACUCUUCGGGAAAUCUAUUCCUGUGAUGUAUUUUGCAGGUAUGCUGUCUCUCAUGUGCCAGGCGUAGUUUUAAUAAUGAAGAGGUGUUUGCUUCCACUUGAAAUAACACACAGAAGGAUACAGCAGAUGUGUAACUUCUGAAAAUGUUUAAAAUCUCACUGUAAACUGAACUGAGUGUAAACCUCUGAUGAUAAUGAAAAAUUCAUUAGAAUCUUGAGGCUGGAAGCUGA
Chroicocephalus ridibundus (black-headed gull) is the source of this 5557-nucleotide messenger RNA. It is a transcript of the gene WASF3, whose product is annotated as WASP family member 3. Gene Ontology annotation, cellular component: cytoskeleton; SCAR complex. Gene Ontology annotation, molecular function: actin binding; protein kinase A regulatory subunit binding; Arp2/3 complex binding. The record is from RefSeq and is a predicted model, not a curated record. NCBI's taxonomy places the organism in Eukaryota, Metazoa, Chordata, Aves, Charadriiformes, Laridae. The transcript has 11 exons. The coding region runs from base 284 to 1792 and encodes 502 amino acids. Gene Ontology annotation, biological process: positive regulation of Arp2/3 complex-mediated actin nucleation; actin cytoskeleton organization.